Messenger RNA from Manihot esculenta (cassava), 1832 nucleotides. RefSeq names its product serine/threonine-protein kinase STY13. The coding region runs from base 244 to 1365 and encodes 373 amino acids. Gene Ontology annotation, biological process: protein phosphorylation. Gene Ontology annotation, cellular component: plasma membrane. The record is from RefSeq and is a predicted model, not a curated record. The transcript is spliced from 6 exons. NCBI's taxonomy places the organism in Eukaryota, Viridiplantae, Streptophyta, Magnoliopsida, Malpighiales, Euphorbiaceae. Gene Ontology annotation, molecular function: ATP binding; protein kinase activity.
CAAGUAUAUAGAAAUAGCUACGCGUUGAGGAGAAGAAACAGCAGCAUCCCACUUGAAAGUCUAAAAUGCUUGUGUACCGCCAUUAGUCUACUACAACAGAAACAGAACCCAUAAGUCCACAGGUAGUUACUCUUUGUCUUCUUUGUCCUCUGUAAUUGUACAACACCCACAGACACAUUUGCGCCCAGAAAGGAAGUCUUUUGCUUAUUGUUUGCACUAGAAAAGGAAACUUUUCACAAAGAGAUGAAGGAGAAGAGUGAAAAUGGUGGCGGAUAUGUGAGAGCAGAUCAGAUAGAUCUGAAGAGCUUGGAUGAGCAGCUUCAGAGACAUCUAAGUAGAGCAUGGACUAUGGAGAAGAACAAGAAAGAUGGAGAAGAAGGAGAAGCAGCAGUGCAAAGACAGCUAAACGACACCGUAACAAGGCAAGAAUGGGAGAUUUGCCCAUCUAAGCUCAUCAUCAAAGGUGUUAUAGCUCGUGGCACCUUUGGCACCGUUCACCGUGGCAUUUAUGACGGCCAAGAUGUUGCUGUUAAACUUCUUGAUUGGGGGGAGGAGGGUCACAGUUCAGCAGCUGAAAUAGCUUCACUUAUAGCAGCUUUUACACAAGAAGUUGCUGUGUGGCACAAGCUCGAUCAUCCUAAUGUAACUAAGUUUAUCGGGGCGACAAUGGGAUCAUCAGAGUUGAACAUACAAACUGAGAAUGGUCAUAUCAACAUGCCAAGUAAUGUUUGUUGUGUUGUUGUUGAAUAUUGUCCUGGGGGUGCUUUGAAAUCUUACCUCAUAAAGAACAGGAGAAGGAAGCUGGCAUUUAAAGUGGUUAUUCAAUUGGCACUAGAUCUUGCACGAGGGUUGAGCUAUCUCCAUUCUAAGAAGAUUGUCCACAGAGAUGUUAAAACAGAAAAUAUGCUUCUGGACAAGACACGUACAGUGAAAAUAGCCGACUUUGGUGUUGCUCGGCUGGAAGCAUCAAAUCCUAAUGACAUGACUGGAGAGACUGGAACACUUGGAUACAUGGCACCUGAGGUUCUCAAUGGCAGCCCAUAUAAUCGAAAAUGUGAUGUCUAUAGUUUUGGAAUUUGCCUGUGGGAGAUAUACUGUUGUGACAUGCCAUAUCCAGACCUCAGUUUCUCAGAAGUGACAUCUGCUGUUGUCCGACAGAAUCUGAGGCCAGAAAUACCCCGUUGUUGUCCAAGCUCUCUCGCCAACGUAAUGAAACGAUGCUGGGAUGCAAAUCCUGACAAGCGGCCUGAGAUGGAGGAAGUUGUGUCCAUGUUAGCGGCAAUCAACACCUCCAAGGGUGGAGGUAUGAUCCCUGUUGAUGAAGCUCAAGGUUGUCUCUGUUUCCGCAGGCACCGAGGGCCGUAAAUGCUGUUUCCAGGAUUGUGGAGGCAGUGGGUUCUAAGGUUGGAAUUGGUAUCUUAUUCAUUCAAGGACACAUGGGGUUUAAAAGCCUGUGUUCAUAGUAAAGCUGCGGAGGCUAUAGGCUAAGAGGAGCCCUGCAGCGACUGUUUCUUUAUGGACAAAGCAUCCUGUAAAGCCCUUCCUUCUUAAUACCUUGUUCUUACUCUGUUUAUGCUCUUAUUUGACAGGCCAUGAAUAGGAUGAAGUGGGCCAACAGACAACCUUUUCUGUAGGAUGAGCCUUAAUAUUAAAUUAAUCUAAUCAUCAUAUUAAUGCUUACAAGUAGAGACAUGAACAGUUGAAUUGUGGGAAAACUCUUACUGAGAUGUGGUGCUGGCCAAUGUCUGCACCUUCUUGAGUAAGAACCUUUUUUUCUAAAGGUUUUGUUAAAUUUGGAUCAGUCUAAUUCAAUCUAAAAGCCAGUUGAAGAG